This is a messenger RNA of Humulus lupulus (European hop), 786 nucleotides long. RefSeq lists its product as uncharacterized. Lineage: Eukaryota; Viridiplantae; Streptophyta; Magnoliopsida; Rosales; Cannabaceae. The transcript is spliced from 2 exons. The record is from RefSeq and is a predicted model, not a curated record. Bases 1 to 786 code for a protein of 261 amino acids.
AUGUCGCUGGAGUUUGCAAAAGCUUGGGUUUGGUUGGAGUUUACAGAGGCAACAUUGCCACUAGAAGAAGCUACAGGAAUGGCAAUGUCACCAGAAGAAACUACAGGAAUGGCAUCGUCGGCCAUGAGAAAGAACAAGCAACAACAAAACAUGCUACACAAACCAACUGUCAGAUCGUAUGUCCUUAUUCCUCCUUUUCCGAGUAGAUUGACAAAAUUUAAGAAUGAGGAGGAAAAUAAGGUGAUCCUUAAAAUAAAUAUUUCGCUCCUUAAAACCAUUAAAAAAGUACCACCAUAUGCUAAGCUUCCUAAGGAGUUGUCCACAAAUAAAAGGAAACAUAAGGGUGAUAAAAAGAUAAGUGUGGGGGAGAAUGUCUCUGUUGUUCUUCAAAGGAAGUUGCCACCCAAGUGUAAGGAUCCUGACAUGUUUACAAAUCCAAACACUAUCAGUAAAACCAGGUUUGAUCAUUGUAUGAUAGAUUUAGGAGCAUCUAUUAAUGCUAUGUCUUAUUCUAUUUGUGCUUCUUUAAAUCUCUGGUCAUUAAAAGAAACUAUUGUUAUUAUUCGAUUAGCUGAUCGCACUAAUGCUUAUCCCCUAAGGGUAGUUGAAGAUGUUUUGGUGCAGGUUCAAUUUGGGAGGUCAUUCCUACUGAUUACAAGUACAAAGUUGGAUAUCAAAGCACGAGUACUUACAAUAGAAUUUGAUGGUGAAGUUAUACAGUUUGAUAUGUUGAAUUCUAUUGACAAGUAUAGGAAGAAGAAAGUUCUGUUAAAUGACCCACCAUAA